Messenger RNA from Uranotaenia lowii, 1318 nucleotides. RefSeq lists its product as uncharacterized. The record is from RefSeq and is a predicted model, not a curated record. NCBI's taxonomy places the organism in Eukaryota, Metazoa, Arthropoda, Insecta, Diptera, Culicidae. The transcript is spliced from 2 exons. Bases 309 to 932 code for a protein of 207 amino acids.
AUCGAACGAAGCAGAUGUAUUUUUUACAGACCGACGAAGCAACGUGGAAUUACCAUUCACAUUUUUGGUCCUAAUCGAACCGGAUUCGGAGAGCUAUCGAAGGGAUGGAUCCAGAAGAGGUAGCACCCAUGCCCAUCGAUGAAGAUGGAGGACAGGCGACACCCGAGCAGCCUGUAUACGCCGUUCUUCAAACGGAUCUCGACCGGAUGGUGAUGCAACGGAACCAUGCUGUAACAUGAAUUUCUCAAAUAAUAGAGACAGUAGCAGCCUUUGAGCACGACAUUACCCUUUUGGAAACCAGAAGGGAUAUGUUUAAAGACUGCUACAGAGCCUACGACACAAACCAAAGUAUGCUUGAGCAGUGGGUACCGGACGAAGGAGCAAACCGUACCGAAGUUGAGCUCAAAUACAUUUGUGGCCUCGCUAUGUUUGAAAAGACCAUUAAAGCCAAGAAGUCGAGCGAAGGGGCCUCAUUUAGCCGAGAUUCUGUGAGGCUUCCUACAGUUGACCUGCCGAUCUUUAGUGGUGUCGGAGAAAACUGGUUGGAGUGGAUCGAUAAGUACAACUCAUUGAUCCAUCGCCGAACAUCUCUACCCACGAUCCAGGAAUUUGAGUACCUUAAACUUUCGCUGCGUGGUACGGCACUGGGUCUCGUGGAUUCUUUACCAACCACCGAAGCGAACUAUGCCAUUGCGUACGACCUCCUGAUUCAACGGUAUAGUAACCCGAAGCUACUCAUACAAAAACAUACUCGAGAGCUUUUCGAACUGAAGCCAGUGAAGAUGGAAUCCUCUGCUGCUUUACGCGACUUGUUUGAUUCGGCCCGCAAACACCUGAGAUGUCUCCUCAUCUUAGAACAACCCGUCGAUUCCUGGGAUGCAAUACUGGUACACCUUAUGGCCAAUAAACUCGAUUCGGCAACGCGCAGAUAGUGGGAAUCGGCUGCAUCGGGGACAACCCCACCAAAGUACGAGCAGCUAGAAAGAUUCGUGAGCGACAGAUAUCAAGUGUUUGAUGCUAUGCCAACCAAAUCUGCAACAUUAGAACCACCGCCAACAAAACGGUUCAAACCGGAAAUACGUGCUCUCACGGUAAACCAGCGAUUUGAGAAGCAAGGAUGUGUCGCUUGUGGCAGUGAUCAUGCUUUGGCUAGCUGCAACCGAUUCAAAGCAAAAUCGAUCGACGAGAAAAUCAAGCUAAUCAAACGCUACUCUUUGUGUUACAAUUGUUUGAAAGCUCGUCAUACAGCAGAUGUAUGUAGAAGCAGAGUCUUCGAGAUAUGUGAACGAAGACAUCAUACUUCUAUUCAUCGAGGAAA